Messenger RNA from Acanthosepion pharaonis, 1686 nucleotides. Lineage: Eukaryota; Metazoa; Mollusca; Cephalopoda; Sepiida; Sepiidae. The record is from the annotation of a GenBank genome assembly.
AUGUCUGCAGCUCCCUCCCACUUCAACUGUCUCCCACCCACCCAUUCAUACUUCAUGCUGCCAACUCUUAUUGUAGCCUGUGGACCUGACCAUUUCUUCCACAUUUCACUCAUAUUUUCUGCAAUUCUUUUUCUUUUUUAUCUCUUACACGUUUACUCUCUCUCUCUCUCUUACACGUUUACUCUCUCUCUCUCUCUUACACGUUUACUCUCUCUCUCUCACACGUUUCUCUCUCUCUCUCUCUCUCUCUCUCCACGUUUACUCUCUCUCUCACACGUUUACUCUCUCUCUCACACGUUUACUCUCUCUCUCUCUCACGUUUACUCUCUCUCUCUCUCUCUCUCUCUCUCUCACGUUUACUCUCUCUCUCUCUCUCUCGUUUACUCUCUCUCUCUCUCUCGUUUACGUUCUCUCUCUCUCUCUCUCUCUCUCACGUUUUACUCUCUCUCUCUCGUUUACUCUCUCUCUCUCUCACUCUCUCUCUCUCGUUUACUCUCUCUCUCACGUUUACUCUCUCUCUCACGUUUACUCUCUCUCUCACGUUUACUCUCUCUCACGUUUACUCUCUCUCACGUUUACUCUCUCUCGUUUACUCUCUCUCUCUCACGUUUACUCUCUCUCUCUCACGUUUACUCUCUCUCUCACACGUUUACUCUCUCUCUCUCACGAUUACUCUCUCUCUCUCUCACACGUUUACUCUCUCUCUCUCUCUCACACGUUUACUCUCUCUCUCUCUCUCACGUUUACUCUCUCUCUUCUCACGUUUACUCUCUCUCUCUCACGUUUCUCUCUCACACGUUUUACUCUCUCUCUCUCACACGUUUACUCUCUCUCUCUUUUACUCUCUCUCUCUCUCACACGUUUACUCUCUCUCUCUCACACGUUUACUCUCUCUCUCUCACACGUUUACUCUCUCUCUCUCACACGUUUACUCUCUCUCUCACACGUUUACUCUCUCUCUCUCACACGUUUACUCUCUCUCUCACACAUUUACUCUCUCUCUCACUUUACUCUCUCUCUCUCUCUCUCUCUCUCUCACACGUUUACUCUCUCUCUCUCACGUUUACUCUCUCUCUUCUCUCUCUCUCUCUCACGUUUACUCUCUCUCUCUCACACGUUUACUCUCUCUCUCUCUCUCUCUCUCUCUCUCUCACGUUUACUCUCUCUCUCUCUCUCUCACACGUUUACUCUCUCUCUCUCUCUCUCUCACACGUUUACUCUCUCUCUCUCUCUCUCACACGUUUACUCUCUCUCUCUCUCUCUCACACGUUUACUCUCUCUCUCUCUCUCUCUCUCACACGUUUACUCUCUCUCUCUCUCUCUCUCUCUCACACGUUUACUCUCUGUCAGAUUUUUUUUUCUUUUGUCAUUCUCUCAUCUCUUUCUGCUGGGAAUAUUUUGGUCAGAGAUAAAGAUUUCUCAUUCGUCCUCCAAAUUGAAGCCAUACACUUGGGAAUUCAUCUACACGCUGCUAAGAAUCCAGCCUUGACUUUUAUCCUCUUCUCUUUUAAUCAAUAUUGCUUACUCUCUCUCUCUCUCUCUCUCUCUACCUAUCAACAUUUCUUAUUUUUCCCCCCUCUUAGAGAUACACACCUGACUGUCUGCUUUCAUUGCAUUCUUCAUAUACUUUGCAAUUCCAAAAGAUAUUUUGAAUUUACCAUAUGCUUUAAUUUCCUGUACUUAUAG